Trichobilharzia regenti is the source of this 1731-nucleotide messenger RNA. Lineage: Eukaryota; Metazoa; Platyhelminthes; Trematoda; Strigeidida; Schistosomatidae. The record is from the annotation of a GenBank genome assembly.
AUGACGAAAGUAUUCAUUCUUUAUGAGCAUGCCUUGGGGUAUGCGUUGUUCCGAGUCAAAGUAAAAUCGGGAGAAUCUUCAAACUCCGUAGAAGCAUUGAACCAACUUGCUCAAGAGUUGUUAAACAAUGAAGAAGAGUUCCUAAAUGCCUUCAAAUUGCACGCAUUUGCACCGUUUACCUCAUCAGCUAGCGCGCUGCAAAAUUGUAACGGGAUAUCAGAAGGCAUUGUUCCGAUUGAACUUAAAGCAUUCAUUGAAGAAAAUUUGCCAUCUUCUUCGAAUGUAUUACUUUGUGUUGCAGACCGCAAACUAGCUGAGUCUAUCAAAGAUCCCGAAAUAGGACUACCAGAAAAUAUUACUUGUUCGUCUGAAUCCCUUCUACAUGAAGUUUACAGGGCACUCCGAGUCUACUUCCCUAAAUAUAUCAAUGUGUUGUCUCAUUUUGAUGAAUCAAAAGCGCAAAUUGGUCUUGGGCACAGUUACUCUAGAGCCAAAGUGAAAUUCAAUAUCUACAGGAAUGACAAUAUGAUAAUCCACUCAAUAAAUUUAUUGGAUCAGUUGGAUAAGGAUGUGAACAAUUUUUGUAUGAGAGUCAAAGAGUGGUUUUCGUAUCACUUCCCGGAAUUGACAAAAAUUGUUCCUGAUAAUGCAACUUUCGUUAAAGUGGUGCGUUUAAUUCGUACCCGUGAUGCUCUGACCGAUACUCAAGUUGCUUCUGAUAUUAUUGAAUCUGCUAAAUCCUCUGUUGGUUUUGAUAUUACGGAUGAUGAUGCUGAAAAUUUAGCAACCUUCACUGAAAAGAUCACGUCGCUCAUUGAACGCAGAAGAUUGACUCAAGACUAUUUAGCCAAAAAGCUUGUUGGAGUAGCUCCGAACCUUAGCACGAUGAUUGGUGACAGAGUUAGCGCAAGGCUUAUUGCCCACGCAGGGUCUCUUACGAAUUUGGCUAAAUUUCCUGCCUCGACUAUUCAGGUACUAGGGGCAGAAAAAGCGUUAUUCAGGGCCUUAAAAACCCAUGGCUCUACACCGAAAUAUGGUUUGAUUUAUCAUAGUCCUUUCAUCACUCGUGCUUCUAAGGAGAACAAAGGAAGAAUAUCAAGGUUCUUAGCCGCGAAAUGUGCUAUAGCGUCUCGAAUAGAUUGCUUCAGCGAAGUACUUUGUGAUAUAUAUGGCAAGCAUUUAAAGCAACAAAUCGAAGACAGGUUAAACUAUUUCGAAACCGGUACUGCGCCACCUACUAACGCUGAAGCGAUGGCACGUGCGAUAACUGAGGUUAAUAAAUAUAUUCUCAGGAUGAAGAAAAAAGCAAUCAAAACACUAAACAAAAGAGAUUCAGAUAGUCAAGAAGAGACUGAAGAAGUGACUGGAACUGAGGGUAAGAAAAAGAAGAAGAAAAAACGCGAGACAAUAACUGACGGUACUGGUGAUCACGAGACAGCAGAGGAAAAAGUUAAUGAAGUUCAUGAAUUGUCCACUCAUAUGAAUGGUGAACUGAAUGAUGCAGAAAGCAAAGGCGUUGCAAAAAAGAAGAAGAAGAAGAAACGACACAAUUCGGAGUCGGCUGGUGCAGAUCGAUCUAUGAAUGGAAGCCUUAUAGAAACCGCGCCUAAAAAGUUACCAUCAGGGCGUAAACGAUCAGCUUCCGAAUCAAGUGUAGUUUUGGCUGAUAAAAGCUUGAAUUCUGUUAAGAAGAAAAAGAAAAUACAUAUGUUGAACAAUUCUACCUUUUGA